Messenger RNA from Mycena citricolor, 1749 nucleotides. NCBI's taxonomy places the organism in Eukaryota, Fungi, Basidiomycota, Agaricomycetes, Agaricales, Mycenaceae. The record is from the annotation of a GenBank genome assembly.
GGAUACCGCCGGGCGUCGAGAUUGGCGGCUACUAGACUCGAAGAUUGACCUCACUGACCCAUUGAAGCUUCCCACUGGAUUGCCACCCCGAUGCCGGCUCUCUACCUCUGAGUUCUGGGUGACAGGGCGAUUUUAGGACUGCGGGACUCGACUGUUAGGAACGCACCCCUACUCGAGGACUGAGGAUUACAUGGCUCAACACACUCUCGAACCCAUGGAGACUACGCAGCCAUCAAAGAAUACAUUCCAUCCAUGAACAUGUACUAUACGUCCCCACCUCAAGACAGUCCAGAGAUGGGAACAUGCUUUUGGAGAAACUUGACCUGAGCGGAUAGGGAUUCCGCAUGAUGAGACAGGCCAUGGUACACAUCAAAGUGCCCACCUCCAGUUCCAUGCAAUUUCGCAUUUAUCCGUCGCCUUCGAUAUCUCCACCGCGCCGUCUGGAAGGCACAAGUUGUCCUGGGUGGGAAGCACGAUGAGCAACGGGCAGGAGAUUUGCGAUGCUUUCGUGCGGGGCUGAUAGGGCGGUAGCUGGAGCACCGAGGAUGCGGAUACCUAGAAUUGCGAGAUGCAGCCUCUUUUCUCGCGUGCAAGGAGAUGCACCCACUCGAUUCUCAUAGGGACUACCAGACGCGAUGAGUGCUGGACAAGUAUCGGUUAUGAAGAAUGCUCACACGUCCGAAGAGCAAAUGGCCAUCAUGCCAGAGACCGUGCCCGGUGUCGUCAGAGCACCCAGCGUCCCGGACUCCGACACGACAGGGAUGUACACAGGCUGCAAACCGAGAGCUUGUUUGACGAGAUCGGCGAUGGCAGAGGAAGCCAGUUUGAGGGUAAUACAGUGUGCACCUAUACCAGACAUGAGAAGUACAUUCACCCAAAGCAAUUUCGCUUGCACACCAGAAAGGCUAGAUCCCCAUAUGAUGACCCGUGUCCCAUCGAAUGCCGCCUGUGCCCUCGCAUAAGCCACGACAGUCCGAUAAUCGUCCAACUGGUCUUGCACGACAAGCACAGAGCGCGGGGUCCCAUCUGUUCGACAUGAGGAAGGCACACAAUUACAUGCAAUCGAGCACAUACCAGAGGCACCCCAUCGCCGAUAGUCGAAGACCAGACAAGCAUAGCCCUCGGUCGAGAAUGCUUCCGCGUAGAGCGCAAGGCCCAUCGUUUUGUUUGCACCGAAACCGUGCGCCCUGUAGUGGCAAGGAUAAUGGCAUCGUGAGCCAAUUCGCGGUGCGGCCAAAGAGCACCGUACAUAACGAUGACAGGCAAGGGAGUCGGAGCAGACGUAGAGAUAGAGGCGGGCAUGUAUUUCCAGGCAUCGAGGUCCCACCCAGGACGUAGCGAGGGUAUCUUGAGCGUCGAUUUGACGAAGGCCAUCGAGAUGGUAGAUGGCAAGUAGCUUGUACCUACCGUGCCUAUGGAGCCGAAUCCAUCGAUGUCGUAUCCUGCUGAUCCCAUCUCACAAGUCCACUGCGACAUCAACAGAACAAGGCGCGCUGUUGAGCCAAGGAUAACAAGGAAGGUAUCCUGGAAUUGUGAAAAAGUCGUGGCUCAUGGAGUCCGAGUCGGAUGGGUGGUCGGAAGAGUACGAAUCAGGACUAGCGGCGGCGACGGUCAGCUGAUUAACGUGCUCUAUGACGACACGCGUUUUCAGCCGGAGUCUGCAUAGAAUCAGACUGACUCUGAGAUGGAAGUCGUGUUUUUUUUGGUCAUUUCGGUACGACAAAAUCUCAAAAAAUUGUUUCGAUUUAA